Peromyscus maniculatus bairdii (prairie deer mouse) is the source of this 2309-nucleotide messenger RNA. Lineage: Eukaryota; Metazoa; Chordata; Mammalia; Rodentia; Cricetidae. The record is from RefSeq and is a predicted model, not a curated record.
GCCCUGCCCUCUCUGCCCCCAGGGGGAGCUCCUGAGCCCUUGCCGCUGUGACGGCUCCGUGCGCUGCACCCACCAGCCCUGCCUCAUCCGCUGGAUCAGUGAGAGGGGCUCCUGGAGCUGUGAACUCUGCUACUUCAAGUACCAGGUCCUGGCGAUCAGCACCAAGAACCCACUGCAGUGGCAGGCCAUCUCCCUGACCGUCAUCGAGAAGGUCCAGAUUGCCGCCAUCGUUCUGGGCUCCCUCUUCCUGGUCGCCAGCAUCUCCUGGCUCAUCUGGUCCUCGCUCAGCCCUUCAGCCAAGUGGCAGCGCCAGGAUCUCCUCUUCCAGAUCUGCUACGGCAUGUACGGCUUCAUGGAUGUGGUCUGCAUAGGCCUCAUCGUUCACGAAGGCUCUUCUGUCUACCGCAUCUUCAAGCGCUGGCAGGCAGUGAACCAGCAGUGGAAGGUCCUGAACUAUGACAAGACCAAGGACACAGGAGGAGAUACAGGGGGAGGGACGGCGGGGAAGCCAGGCCCCAGGACCUCACGGACCAGCCCCCCGGCCGGGGCCCCCAGCCGGCCCCCAGCCGCCCAGCGCAUGCGGACGCUCUUGCCUCAGCGCUGUGGCUAUACAAUCCUGCAUCUCCUCGGACAGCUACGGCCGCCAGAUGCCCGUUCCAGCUCUCAUUCUGGCCGAGAGGUUGUGAUGAGGGUCACCACGGUCUGACCUGGACUCCAGGGGCAGGGAUCUCAAGUCAGAGUGCGUCAGCCGGAGACGAGCUCUCCCGGCUGCUGGAGGUGACGGCCUAGGCAAGGCGUGUGGGGCACAGUGGCCCCACCACUGAGGAUCUCUGUGGACAGCCUCAAGCUCGGAGACAUUGUCAGGCCUCUGCUGCCCACAGGGUAGAGACGCCUGGAUGACAUUCCAGCUCCCACUGACACCACCUCAUACUCAUCCUGAGGAUGGCCAGCAGGCAGGCGGGGAGAACAGCUUGCCUUCUUGGAGAGAACCAUCUUUACCUCAGCUCUAGGGCCUCCAGUCCCCUGGCUCCACCAUGGUGACUUGGUAAAGGGAGACCAAUGCCAGAAAAACAGGGGCUGUAGACCCCCCCCCAUUCCCCACCCCAUGGCCACAGGGCAUCUGGCAAUAAGACUGGUAAACAUUGACCUCCCGUUCCCUGCAUGAGGGCGGGGGGACUUCCCCCCUGCCCCACCCCCCAUUGCAUGGGGGAGGGCAUAAAGAAUCAUUUAUAUGCACGUGGAGACUCCUUUCUCAUCUGGGGCUUCUCUGAAGGGCUGGGGGGGUGCGGGGAGGUCCCCCAGCACAGGUUGACAGUCCCAAGUGUAGCAGCGCAUUUGGAGCUGGUGGAGGGGCUCCUGCUGGCUGGUGAAGAGUUCCCACUGGCUGCUAGGUGCCAGGGCUCGGAGGGGGCUGAGAAGGGUAGACUCUGCCACCUGUGAGUUCUAUGAUUUAGGAAAAAAGACAAAUCUGAGCUUUUUUUUUUUUUUUUUUCUCUUUCUUUUUCCUGUCUACCUCAUAGACUUGGAAAGAGGAUAUUGAGGGACGGGUUAAAUGCUAUUACAAAGAAAACUGAUCAUGGUAUAAAGAGAGUUCUGGACUAGUUGCUGGUCCACUUAUUUCAAGCAAUAGGUGGGAUAGCCGAUCCCAAAGUCUGGUUUUUUUGUCAGAAGCGGCACAGAACUUCAGCGUUUUUUUGAGUGAGAAAAUAGAUACUGAAACAAAAGAGGAAAUAGAUACAGUAACUGUGCAGGACAGUGGUUAUUGUAGGAAUGAGAACACUUUUGACCCUCCAAACAUUGGACAUGGUGUGUGGGGGGCGGGGACGACUGAUACUGUAGCCACUCAGCCUGCUCUAAGAACACCUGUGUUCUAUCAGUCCUUUCUAGGUACUGUGUCCCCCACCCCCCAAAAAUGGUGUGCAAUGGACAUGGACUCGUUUUGCGUGACAGGGGAGGAAACUCCUCCCUCAGUGUUGUGUCUUUAAUUCCAGUUGAAACUGUGGCCGGUCAGGGUCACAGGUCUGAUCCAGGUGUGUGCCCAGCUGGAAGGUAGAAGCAUAGGGGAGCUAUUGUUUAUUAGGGAAACGAUUUGGGAACUGUGGGUCCGAGGGCUGGGGGCGUGGGUCAGUGGUAAGAGGUCUUGCCUGGUGUGCAUGAGGGUCCCGGGUAUAACUCCCAUACCACCAGAAAAAGUAUGUGGUCAGCUUGAAGCUUGGUCCCUUUCUCCUGAAGCCCGGUGGCUGGGUAUUAUAUGAACGAUGGUGUCUUUUAAGUGAACCAUUAAAAAAAUUCCUUCAUACAUUGCUAAA